This is a messenger RNA of Dentiscutata heterogama, 1219 nucleotides long. The record is from the annotation of a GenBank genome assembly. Lineage: Eukaryota; Fungi; Glomeromycota; Glomeromycetes; Diversisporales; Gigasporaceae.
UCGAACCUAUGCUAGUGUCGCUGCCUCACCCGUGACAGUUACAAAGUCUAAAACUGGAAUUACUGUCGUUUCGGUUGAAGAUAGUGCCCCUGCUUCUUCUGUCUCCCUUGUGGUAAAGGCUGGUUCUCGGGAGGAGGGUACUGAUAAUGUCGGUGUGGCUCAUUUUUUAAAGAAUUUUGCUUUUAAGAACACGUCGACGCGAACUGCGUUCCGCACCGCGCGUGAAGCAGAAUUGCUCGGUGGCUUCCUAUCUGCAAAUUUGACAAGAGAAAAUUUAAUACUCUCGGCUGAAUUUUUACGCACUUUUGAAGGUAUCAAUCCACAUGAAUUUCCUAUCAUUAAGGAGAGUGUCAAUUUUGAAAGAGGUGCUGCUGCUGCUAUUCCUGAAGUUACAGCUUUAAAUGCUGCUCAUGCUGUGGCUUUCCGUCAUGGCCUUGGCAAUUCUUUAUUUGCUGAUGGUGCAACAAAAGUCUCAAGUAGUUCUGCUGUUAGAGCAUUUGCUAAUAAAGUUUAUACUUCAUCAAACAUCACGAUUUUGGGUACUUCUGUAAAUCACAAUGAGUUAUUAAAUCUUACAGAUUCAUUAUUUCAAAAUAUUAGCCACACUGUUCCUCCUACUCCAAUUUCCUCAAAAUAUUUUGGUGGGGAAUGCAGAAUUCCUGCUCCUGGUGAUAGCCAUUUUGUCCUUGCUUUUCUAGGUGCACCUAUUGGUACUCCUGAAUACGCUGCCCUUCAAGUUUUACGUUUCCUCAUUGAUGGCGAAAAAAGCACCAAAUGGGGUGAAGGUGUCAAUGUAUUAGCUCAAAAAACAAGUAAGCUCAAUCAUAUAAAAAUUAGUUCCUUCAAUACUGGAUAUUCGGAUGCUGGUCUUUUUGGUGUAUAUAUCUCUGGAACUGCUACGUCUGUAUAUUCCGCUUCUCGUGUCGCUGUCGAACAAUUAAAACAUGCCGCAAAUAAGAUUUCAAAUGAUGAUUUCUUGCGAGCUUUAGCAAAGGCUCGUUUUAAUGCUGCUGCAUCUUAUGAGACACGCGCUUCUAAAACAGAAAUUUUCGGUAACCAGGUUUUGUUUUCUGGAAAAGUCACUCCGGUGACUGAAGCUAUUGCCCAAUUUGAUCGUUUCAAAGUUGAAGACAUUCAAAACGUAUGUAAUUUUUUGAAGUCUAUAGCCUUACCAGAUUCUGCUCUUGAAAAUUUCUUAGCGCUGAAUCCGAUAAGAUAA